Molecule: messenger RNA, 6174 nt
Organism: Branchiostoma floridae (Florida lancelet)
Lineage: Eukaryota; Metazoa; Chordata; Leptocardii; Amphioxiformes; Branchiostomatidae
Product: myosin-16-like
Exons: 41
Coding region: 80-5896 (1938 amino acids)
Cellular component (GO): myosin complex
Molecular function (GO): ATP binding; cytoskeletal motor activity; actin filament binding
Source: RefSeq, a predicted model, not a curated record
CUGUUGUUGAGCGUUCCAAACCUCCCGUGCUUCAUCCGACUCUCGGCAUCUGAGUGGGCCCCAUCCGUCAGCACCAACCAUGGCGAAGGAAGAGUUCGAACAUUUCGAGCGUUACCUGUAUGGUGACAAGAAGGAAGUCCUGAAGAUCCGGUCGCAGGCGUUUGAUGCGAAGAAGUCGUGUUUCGUGGCAGACGACAAGGACGUGUGGAUCGAUGGCGAGAUUCAGGCCACCAAGGACAAGAUGGUCACCAUCAAGACGUCCACUGGGAAGACUGUGACGGUGAAGGAGGACCUGGUGCAGCAGAUGAACCCUCCGAAGUUCUCCUUCUGUGAGGACAUGGCCAACAUGACGUACCUGAACGAAGCCUCCAUCCUCAACAACAUGAAGCAGCGCUACUACCACCAGCUCAUCUACACGUACUCUGGCCUGUUCUGCGUGGUGAUCAACCCGUACAAGCGGCUGCCGAUCUACGGCGCGGACGUGGUGGCGCUGUACAAGGGGAAGCGGAAGACCGAGGUGCCGCCGCAUCUUUUCGCGGUCUCCGACAACGCCUACACCAACAUGCUGCAGAACAGCGAGAGCCAGUCCAUGCUCAUCACUGGCGAGUCUGGUGCUGGUAAGACGGAGAACACUAAGAAGGUUAUCGCCUACUUCGCCAACGUCGCGGCUCUCACGACUAGCAAGCCAGCCAAGAGCGAGAAGAAGGCGACUCUGGAGGAUCAGGUCGUGCAGACUAACCCCGUUCUGGAGUCCUUCGGUAACGCCAAGACCGUCAGGAACAACAACUCUUCCCGUUUCGGCAAGUUCAUCCGAAUUCACUUUGGCUCCAACGGAAAGCUGGCUGGUGCGGACAUUGAGAAUUACCUUCUCGAGAAGUCUCGCGUGAUUUCCCAACAAAGUGCGGAGCGUGCGUACCACAUCUUCCUCCAGCUGACGUCCAAUGCGUUUCCGCAGCUCACCGAACAACUGCUGCUGGUCCCGGAUGCUAAGCAGUACUACUACUGCUCCCAGGGCCAUACGGAUAUUCCUGGUGUGGACGAUGCGGAGGAGAUGCGGCUGACGGAUGAGGCCUUCGACAUCCUGGGCUUCUCCCAGACGGAGAAGAAUGACGUGUACCGUCUGACGGCCGGCAUCAUGCACUUCGGCAACAUGAAGUUCAAGCAGAGGCCGCGCGAGGAGCAGGCCGAGUGCGACGGAAUGGAGCAUGCUGAGAAAACGUCGCACUUGUUCGGCGUGUCCAGUGCGGAGAUGACAAAAGCUCUGCUGAAGCCUCGAGUGAAGGUUGGGAACGAGUACGUGGUGAAGGGGCAGACUAUGGAGCAGUGCUUUUACUCCGUGGGCGCACUCUGCAAGGCCAUCUACAACCGGCUCUUCUCCUGGCUGGUCAAGCGGCUCAACACCACACUGGACACCAAGAUGCAGAGGCAAUACUUCAUCGGGGUGCUGGACAUCGCAGGCUUCGAGAUCUUCGAGCUGAACAGCUUCGAGCAACUGUGCAUCAACUUCACAAACGAGAAGCUGCAGCAGUUCUUCAACCACCACAUGUUCGUGCUGGAGCAGGAGGAGUACAAGAGGGAAGGGAUCCACUGGGAGUUCAUCGACUUUGGUAUGGACUUGGAGGCGUGUAUCUCGCUGAUUGAAAAGCCGUUGGGUAUCAUGUCCAUCCUGGAAGAAGAGUGCAUGUUCCCCAAAGCCACGGACAUGACAUUCAAGUCCAAGCUGUACGACAACCACGAGGGAAAGACCUCCAACUUCCAGAAACCCAAGCCUGGCAAGAGGAAGUUCGAGGCUCACUUCGCCAUCGGCCACUAUGCAGGCGUGGUUCCCUACAACGUGGUUGGUUGGCUGGAGAAGAACAAGGAUCCAGUCAACGAGACAGUCGUGGAGUGUUUCAAGAAAUCGGCCCUGGCCCUGAUGGUGGACCUGUUCGCUGAUUACGCCAGCGCAGACUCAGCACCAAAGAAAGGAAAAGGCAAGAAAAGUGCCGCCUUCCAGACAGUUUCUGCAUUGCACCGAGAACAACUGAACAAGUUGAUGGCCACCCUGAGGAACACCUUCCCUCACUUCGUGCGCUGCAUCAUCCCCAAUGAGACCAAGUCUGCCUUCGUCAUCGACUCGGUGUUGGUGAUGCACCAGCUGACGUGUAACGGUGUAUUGGAGGGCAUCAGGAUCUGUAGGAAGGGAUAUCCCAACAGGCUGCCUUACGGAGAGUUUAAGCAAAGGUACCAGAUCUUGGCUCCACAGGUUUUGAAAGGCGGCUUCAUGGAGGCCAAAGAGAUCAGCAGGCGGAUUAUUGAGUCCAUAGACCUGGAGAAAACCAAGUACGCCAUAGGACACACGAAGGUGUUCUUUAAGGCCGCCGUAUUGGGUUACCUGGAGGACUUACGUGACGAUCGUCUAAGUCAGAUCAUCAAGAACAUCCAGGCCCGCGCGAGGGGGAGGUUCAUGAGGGGCAAGUUCCAUAAGAUGGUGGAACAAAGGGAAGCCAUGCACACUCUGCAGCGGAACAUCCGAAAGUGGCUUGGGCUGAGGGAAUGGAUGUGGUGGAAGCUGUACACCAAGAUCAAGCCGCUACUCCAGGGCGCCCGCCAGGAGGAGGAACUGCAGAGGAAGCUGUCGGAGAUGAAGGACAUCGAGGAGCGACUGGCCAAUGAGGAGCGGCUUCGCAAAGAGCUGCAGGAGAAGUGCGUGACUCUCACUCAAGAGAAGAACGACCUGGUCGUCCAGCUGCAAGCGGAGCAAGAUGUCGUCUCCGACUCGGAGGAGCGCAAUGCCAUGCUGAUCAAGGGCAAAGCGGACCUGGAGGCGCAGCUGGAGGAGAUCAAAGAGAAUCUGGAGGAGGAAUCGGAGGCCGUCGCCACCCUUAACGGCAAGAAACGGAAACUUGAGACGGAGUGCAGCGAACUCAAGAAAGACGUUGAAGACCUGGAACGCAACCUCGCUAGGUCUGAGAAGGACAAGCGGGCUGUGGAGAACCGUGUGCGGGCCAUGUCGGACGAGCUGGUGGAAGCCGAGGAGAACAUGAAGAGGCUCGCACGAGACAAGAAGAAACUCGAGGAGCUGCAAGCGCAAACCCUCGAUGACCUCCAAUCUGAGGAAGACAAGGUCAACCACCUCACCAAGAACAAGGUCAAGUUAGAGCAGCAGAUUGACGAGUUGGAGAGCCUGGUGGACACCGAGAAGAAGGUCAAACUGGACUUGGAACGCACCAAGAAGAAGCUGGAGGCCGACCUGCGUCAGACGCUGGACACCCUGGGGGAAACGGAGAGGGCUAAAGUCGAGCUGGAGGAGAAACUCAAGAAACGUGACUUCGAGCUGAAUGCCGUCCAGACGAGACUGGAGGACGAGCAGAGCCUCGUGGCGCAACUGCAGAAGAAGAUAAAAGAACAACAGGGGCGCAUCGAAGAGCUGGAGGAGGAGCUUGAAAGCGAGCGCAACGCGCGUGCGCGUGCGGAGAAGGCCCGGCACGACAUGCAGCGAGAGCUGGACGACAUCGGAGACCGUCUGGAGGAGCACAGCGGCGCGACCCAGCAGCAAGCAGAGGUGGCCAAACGGCAGGAGACCGAAAUCAUCAAGCUCCGCAGGGAGCUGGAGGAGGUCCAUGCGGCGGCGGACAACAACGUGGCGGCGACGCGGAAGAAGCACACGGAGCAGGUGGCCGAGAUGAACACGCUGAUCGAGAACUUACAGCGCGUCAAGGCCAAGCUGGAGAAGGAAAAGAACUCCCUCCGCAUCGAGGUAGACGACAUGUCCGGGAACAUGGAGCAAGUCACCAAACAAAAGGUGAACCUUGAGAAGCGGUGUCGUCAGCUCGAGGAGGGGAUGAACGAGGCGAACAUCCGCGCGGACGAGCUGGCCCGCCAGAUGCAGGAGGUGUCCGCGCUCAAGUCCCGCCUGCUAUCCGAGAACAGCGACGCCGUGCGGCACCUGGAGGAAUCGGAGACGCAGUGCAACCAGCUCAGCAGGACCAAGAGCAUGCUGCUACAGCAAAUUGAAGAACUGAAGCGCCAACUGGAAGAGGAGAUCAAAGCCAAAAACCACAUGAACCAUCAGCUACGAGCGGCCCAGCACGACUGCGACACCUACCGCGAGCAGCUGGAGGAGGAGCAGGAGGGCAAGUCUGAAAUGCAGCGGUCCCUCUCCAAGGCGCACACCGAGGUGGCCACCUGGCGCUCCAAGUACGAGACGGACGCCAUCCAGAGGACUGAGGAGCUGGAGGAGGCGAAGAAGAAGCUGGCUACUCGUCUUCAGGAGAUGGAGGAAAGAGUCGAGAUAUCAAACUCCAAGUGUAGUAGUCUAGAAAAGACGAAGAACAGGCUCGCUGCGGAGGUGGAGGACAUGAUGAUAGAACUGGAGAAAGCCAACAGCGUGGCGGCCCACCUCGAGAAGAAACAGCGUAUGGUUGACAGGAUCAUCGCAGAGUGGCGGACGAAGUGCGAAGAGGUCAACUUGGAGCUGGAGGACUCGAAGAAGGAGAUCAGGAUCUACAUGGCGGAGAACAUGCGUCUCAAGACGGCUCACGAAGACGCACUAGGCGCGCUGGAGGAACUUAAGAAAGAAAACAAGCAACUCAGCGAUGAUCUUCACGACGUGAACGACCUCCUUGCGGAGCACGCUAAGAACGUGCACGAGCUGGAGAAGCAGAAGCGCCAGAUGUCUGCGGAGAUGGAGGACCUGAGGACGGCUCUGGAGGAGGCUGAGGGCGCGCUGGAGGUGGAGGAGGCGAAGGUUCUCCGCACCAACCUGGAACUCUCUCAGCUCAAGGCAGACAUCGACAGGCGACUCGCAGAGAAGGAGGAGGAGUUCGAGACGUCAAGAAAGAACCACCAGAGGGCCAUCGAAAGUCUUCAGUCCACACUUGAAGUGGAGGCUAAGGGUCGCGCCGAGGCCGUCCGCGCCAAGAAGAAGAUAGAGGCAGACCUGAACGAAGUCGAGGUGCAGCUGGACGCCGCCAACAAGGCGAACGCCGAGGCUAGGAAGCAGCUGGCUAAGUAUCAAAACCAGGUCCGUGAGAUGCAGGUGAUCAUCGACGACGAGCAGCGCAUGCGCGAGGAGAUGCGCGAGUCGCUGUCGUCACUAGAGAGACGCUGCAACAUGCUGCAGCAGGAGCUGAACGAGACCAGGAUGGCGCUGGAGCUGGCCGAGCGGAACAGAAAGAUCGCGGAGGCGGACGCGCACGAGGCGAUGGACCGGGUGGGGGAGCUCAGCACGCAGAACUCGGCGCUCAUCACGGCCAAAAGGAAGUCAGACAGCGAGAUUCAGCAGCUGCAGAACGAGCUGGAGGAGCUUUCCAGCCAGGCCAGGGACAUGGAGGAGAAGGCCAAGAAAGCCAUCUCGGAGGCCGCGCGCAUGGCUGACGACCUCCGUCAGGAACAAGACAAGAACGCUCAUCUUGAGAAGGUGAAGAAGAAUCUUGAGGAGAAUCUCCGAGACUUCCAGCGCCGCCUGGACGAGGCGGAGACGAUCGCGUUGAAGGCCGGGAAACGCCACCUGCAGAAACUGGAGACUAGGGUGCGUGACCUGGAGGCAGAGCUGGACGCUGAGCAGAGGCGCCACCAGGAGACCCUGAAGAACCUGAGGAAGAACGAGCGCCGUCUUAAGGAGAUGACCUUCCAGUCAGACGAGGACCGUAAGAACCAGGAACGUCUCCAGGAGUUGGUGGAGAAACUGCAGUUGAAGAUCAAGACGUACAAGAGGCAGUCUGAGGAAUCGGAGGAGAUGGCUAACGUGAACUUGGCGAAGUACCGGAAGACGGUGCACGAGUUGGAGGACGCGUCUGAGCGCGCGGAGAUCUCUGAAAGCGCCCUGGCCAAGCUGCGCACCAAGUUCCAGGCCGGACAGUCCGCACACACCAGCGGCACCAAGGUUCCUAAGAAGCCAUUUGAGGAGUCCUAGAGGCUGGUCGAAGUCUGAACGGAAAUGGACCAACGGAAAAGGAAGUCGACAUACACACGAAACUAUAAGCGCCCUCUGGAUUCACGGAUUUGGAAGCCAGUGCCUUUAAGCUGAAGAAUUUCGCUAGAGCGACCGAUAUGGCCAUGUAGCAUUCGUUCCGCAAACGUCUCAAUUUCCCGUUUUAUCUUGGUGCUUUGUGAUUUCUUUGAUUUCAUAUCUUAGGACUUUAUUAUCUCAGCACUGGAAGAAAUGAAUAAAGCUUUCAUUGUGUGAAUAUC